GCUCAAACGGUCAUUCAAUUGCAGCUGCCAAAGUAAGACUGUAGCUAUAGCGUUGGUCAGUUGGAAUAGUGCGGUCGAGGCGUCGAGAUUUUUAGAGAUCAUGAACGCCAAGACGUUUGAUACAGCCUCGCUUUUGUCUGCCACUCGUGUCAAGUCUUCGUCCCAAGAGGGCAGUGGCCCCAGUUCAGGGGCCACUCUUACGGCGGCUUGUAUCAAUGUUCCGUCCACAUCCUCUGCCUUGGCUUAUGCUGGGCGACUACGGGUAUUCACGAAUCCGGACGAUCAUCCUGACCAAGACGAGGAUAGCCAACACCAUCAUCAUCACCUUCAUCAUCAUGAUCAUCACAGUGAUGAUGACAACGACGAUGACAACGUGUCGCUGAAGAUUUCCGUGAGCAGCUUUCGCCAUGACAGUGAGCACAACAUCGAGUCCAGUCCGAUUUUAAAUCUACGCGACAUCUGCGACCGAGCUAAAAGUCAGCAUGGGGUGGAUUUUGCCCGCCGCCGAGCCAGUCAUUCCGAGAGCGGCGAGGCCGAUGAGGCGGGUAACUACACGUGUCACAUUUGCCAAUUCGUGACCAGUUCACGUGAGGAGUACAACGACCACGUGAAUGGACACUUUGAGUUCCGUUGUCCCAAAUGUCCCUUUGUCACGAAGCAAGAGGAGGAACAUCGGGAGCAUCUCAAGGUGGAACACCAGACCACACCGGAAGAUAUUGAGAACGAACAAGGCGUGCGGGUGCCCAAGGUCAAUGCUCAAGGCAAGCUCAAGACAUUCAAAUGUAAGCAAUGCCAGUUCGUGUCAGUCACGAAAGAGGAGUUUUGGCAACACACGCGAACCCAUAUCAAACCUGAGAAGAUGCUCACUUGCCCCAAAUGUCCGUUCGUGACGGAGUACAAGCACCAUUUAGAUUACCAUCUCCGCAAUCAUUUCGGCUCGAAGCCUUUCAAAUGCCCGAGCUGCUCGUAUUCCUGUGUCAACAAGUCCAUGCUCAAUUCGCACAUGAAAUCCCAUACGACCAUCUAUCAGUAUCGAUGCUCGGAUUGCAACUAUGCUACGAAAUAUUGCCACAGUCUUAAGCUCCACCUGCGAAAGUACCUGCACAAACCGGCGAUGGUUCUGAAUCCAGAUGGAACGCCUAAUCCAUUGCCCAUCAUUGACGUCUAUGGCACCAGACGUGGGCCGAAAAUCAAAAAAGACGAAUCCGCCAAUGGCCUCUUGGCUUCCCUUCACCAGAGCGCAUCUGGAUUGGCAGGCGCCGUUGGAUCAACCGGCGACUCUGAGAGUGAGACCACCACGAGAAAGUGUGACCUCUGUCAGUUUCAGACUGCCUCGGAAGAGGUGUUUACCAAUCAUAUGAGUCUUCACGGAGAUAUCAGGCAGUCGGACGAUGAGGGAGGUCCAUUUGAGAGUCGUGAAUCGAGGUCUCCGCCUUUAUCCGUGGCUUCGGAGCCGUCCCCAUCGCAUUUCUUGCCUCUCGCUCGAGACAUGCGGCUGGUGACUGCUCCUGAUUCUCCGGCUACGGCCACAUCUCAGCAUCUUCAUCACUCUCGACCCCAUCCCCAUCCCGAAAUACCCACUCUACCUCCAUCUGAUUGGGAUUUGACGCAAUUUUCCGCUCUAUCCAAGGCCGGAAGUCUCCUACCUCGCCUCUAUUUUGAGAACAUGCUCUCGAACCUACGACGAACGAACCCACUGUUAGACCUAAAUUUGAGCCUACCCACCUCACGAGCAUCCGAGAGCGAUGCCGAGCAACACGAACAUGUCUCCAAUCUGGAGGACCCGUCCUUCAAGAGACGUCGCAAGGGUAAAGCCACCAAGAUAGAACGUGUCCAACAGCAACAACAACAGCAGCAACAGCAACAGCAGCAACAACAACAACAGCAACAGGAUUCGUCUUCUUGCGCUUCGGAAGCGGCGCUCUCUACGUCAGACGACGGGCCAGAUCGAGCCAAUUGCAAUUUUUGCGAUCUCUCUUUCGGAGACUCGCGCAUGUUCGAGAUUCACAUGAAGUUUCAUGCCUCCGCUGAGAAUCCAUUUACAUGCGGCCUUUGUGGCGAGGAAUGCGGGAAUAAAGUGCUCUUCUUCGUUCACACGGCCUCAGCUCAGCACGAGAACAUUGGACGGAAUUUCGAUUCCUUUUGAUUAAACAAAAUGAUCGAGGUGAGUGAGCUGGGAGAGCGUAGAACAAAUCUUUCUAGCUCGUACUUGAUACUUGAAUCAAUCAUUUGCAUACGAACGUUUAAUAUAUACACACACAAACAAUCAACUGAA
Molecule: messenger RNA, 2275 nt
Organism: Tigriopus californicus
Lineage: Eukaryota; Metazoa; Arthropoda; Copepoda; Harpacticoida; Harpacticidae
Product: protein hunchback-like
Exons: 2
Coding region: 101-2146 (681 amino acids)
Biological process (GO): regulation of transcription by RNA polymerase II
Cellular component (GO): nucleus
Molecular function (GO): RNA polymerase II transcription regulatory region sequence-specific DNA binding; DNA-binding transcription factor activity, RNA polymerase II-specific
Source: RefSeq, a predicted model, not a curated record